Malassezia vespertilionis is the source of this 3372-nucleotide messenger RNA. RefSeq names its product Guanine nucleotide exchange factor lte1 (gene LTE1). The transcript has a single exon. Gene Ontology annotation, biological process: Ras protein signal transduction; positive regulation of GTPase activity. Gene Ontology annotation, molecular function: guanyl-nucleotide exchange factor activity. The coding region runs from base 1 to 3372 and encodes 1123 amino acids. Gene Ontology annotation, cellular component: plasma membrane. NCBI's taxonomy places the organism in Eukaryota, Fungi, Basidiomycota, Malasseziomycetes, Malasseziales, Malasseziaceae. The record is from RefSeq and is a predicted model, not a curated record.
AUGCGCCUUGGCCGCUUCUGUGCGACGUUUGGCAUGUUCCUGCGCAAGACCCGAUCCACGGACGAGGUCCGCGCGAGAGCGCAGAAGAGCGCAGAUGGCGGCCUGAAAGGUAUGGGGAAGCGUCUGAAAAACAAGCGGUCGUUUCGUCUCUUUCGCUCGCCGCGCUUGGACGAGCCGAUGCCGAUGCACCAGCAAGAGGCGCAUUCGCCGCCGCUGACGGACCUGACGGCGCCGCCGCCCAUGUUUCCGGAACCAGAGCACCCCGAGUCAAGCUCUGGGUAUGGGGCCGCGCAUGCGCCGGCAGGAUUCGGUGCAGAGGGCGCCAACCAAGCUUCGAUGCAGAUGGACCAGAUGCACUUGUUUGGCGACUCGCGUGCGCCGCUCACUGCCAUGCGGAUUCCGCGGCAGCAUCUGCCGGUAGAGGAGGGAGGGUACGUGACGCAGGGUACUUUUGCGGCGCAGCCCGUGCAGCCCGUGCAGCAUGCACAAGUGCCGUACAGGGCGACGGAACAGCAAAGCCAGAUGCAGUUUGCGAGCGGAGCGCAGCCCGAGUACAGAUUUGAUUCGCAGCGUGCGCCGCUCAGCACUGGCGAUGGCCAUGCGAUGCCAGUGCCGGAGCUUGCGCAGCUGCACCAGGCCCAGGACACCGAGUACGUUGCGGGACAGCGGUAUGACGACGAUCUAUUGCAGGCGUACGAUCCGGAUACGUCGUUCCAAACUUCGUUCACCUCUGCUUCCGAGCACAUUCCGAGCACGAUGCCCAUGUCGAGCUCGCCGCAGCCGCCGGUAUUUGCGCGGCAUGGCGACGUGCACGAAUGGCAAGACGUACGGGCGGGAAAUGUGGCAAGUGUGCCGAUGGGGGCACAGAUGAGCCCGGUGAUGGAGACGAAGCACCGCGCAGCAGCUGGAUCGCUCGGUGCAGGCACCACAAGGUCCUAUGCUACGCCGCCCGUGGCGUCUGCGCCGCUCUUGGCCUCUCCAAAUGCUGUACUUGCGCCCCCCGCUGCACCACCACGCAGCGCGCCGCCUUCUUCCACCAGCAAUGCGCCCUCUGUGCCUCUGACACAGUCCGCACCCAUUGUACCCACGCCCUUUGCGCAACAUACAUCCAUGCCAGAUUCCGUCGUACGCGUAGACUCGCUGCUGGGCGCGCAAUUCGUCCUCUACGACGACCCCUGCGUCCAGUCCCUCAAGACACCUGCGCCUAAUGCACCGCAUGCCCUCCCCGUCGCAUGGACGUACGACGACUGGUUCGCCGAAUUCAGCGCGCACGGCCAAGGACACGACGACGACAUCACGGCGAUAGUCGGGUGCAAUAACCCCAGCAUUGUCGAUCCGGAUGCGCACGCAAGUAUCAUGGCCUUUGCUGCAUUCGGCUCUACCCUGCGAUACGAGCCUUCGCGCUCGUGUAUGUACGAUAUGGCUUCGCGCGUCGCGCGUGAAGGUACCGAAGUAAUGAGCCUCGCCGCCGCCGACAAGACCAGCAGCACCGUGCCGAUCACUGCGCGAGCCCGAAAUCUAGCGCUCCUUGUUCCAACCAGGCACGUUGUCCUCGCCGCAACGCCGCACCGCCUGAUUGCAGAGAUGACCUCUGGCUCGUCGCCUGGCCUCACCGAAGACAUUUUGCUGUGCUACCGCAGCUACUUUAACGCACUGCAUCUAUUUGGCCUCUUGCGAUCGCGCCUUGUUUGGGCGGUGCACAGCCUUUCAAAUGAGCUGAAACACAAGUGCGCCGUGCAUGUUCUCUCCAGCACCCUCGCCGCCUUCACUCUCUGGGUCGAAGAGUAUUACGCGAUGGACUUCGCCCAGCACGCGGAGUUGCAGCGAAAUUUAUUGCAUUUUGUCACGGAAGAAGCACAAGCGGCGUCCGCUUGGCAGCUCGACGCUGCGGUGGACGACGCUGCCGGUUUGCGCGACGCGAUGCACAAGCUCUACCUCCUUGUCACCGGCCAUCAAGAGCCUGCGGACACAGCAGCGUCUUCUCGCACACCGAGCUUGGGCCACCGCAAAUCCCCCAGCCUGCAAAAGGUCAAGUCUUUCACGCGCUUGUUUUCUGGCAACAAGCGUGCCGAGGACGAGUCGGGGCACAAGCGCGAGCCCUCGGGAGGAUGGGGACACAAGCGUGCACCGUCCAGCUCGGGCUUGCGCCGCAAGGUGCGCAUGGACGAAGCAACUCCGGCGCCGGACGCGCCGGACGAGCACCGCCACUUUCGCCGCUACGAGCCGCCGCAGGACAAGGAGGGCUGUACAGACACCGAUGAUGUCGACCAGGAUGCCAAUCUCUCGCAGCUCGAAAAGCAUCUCGACGGCUUGGGUGCAGGCAUAGACAAUGCAGCACAAACACGAACACGAACGCAGGAUGGGCCUGUCCAGUGGAUUCCGUCGCAUGCCAACGCCUCCUGGAAAGACGCGCAGCGCCUAUCCACGCUUGUGCACUGCCCCUUGGGCAAGACUAGCGCGCCUGGCACAUGGCCCGCCCGCGAAUCGCUGCUCCUUUCCCAGCGCUCCAACACGAUUGCAAAGCAGCUGAGCCAAGUAGAGAAGCAGCUCUUUGCCAUGGUGCACUGGAAAGAGCUCCUAGAGCUCUCCUGGGACCAGCAAACGGUCCAGCAAGAGCUUUGGCAGCGCGAAUACCAGGAGUACGUUGCUUGGCGGAUCAGUCACGCAGGCACGCCGGACAAGCUGCCUGCUACGCUCGACAAGGUGGCUGUGACGCACAUGCUCAUUGCACGAUUCAACCGUACCUGCGCUUGGGUCGCGAGCCAUAUCGUGAUGACGGACGAGUUUUCCGAGCGCGUCGUGAUUCUGUCCAAAUUCAUUCGCAUCGCUUGGCACUGCUACCUCCUGGGCAAUAUGGCGACGGUGAGCCAAAUUUUGUUUGGCCUCCAGUCGCCGUGGAUUGCACGCUUGCUAGAGACCUGGAGGCAGGUCGGCGCAUGGGAAAUGCGCAUCUUCCAGGCGCUUCGUCGGCUCACUUCGCCGCACGACCAGUUCCUCUAUUUGCGCCAGUCGAUGCUCCGCGACUUGCAAAUGAUGCACGGCGGGAGCGUGCAUAUGCACAUCCCCUUCUUUGGCACGUUUGUCAUGGAUCUCGCAGCGAACGAUGCCUUGUCGUGCUACGUCGAUGCUUCGCUCGUGCCGAAUAUGAUGCCAUUUUACGACGAUCAGGAGCUUUCACAGAGCUGGGACGCGCUCCUGAACUUGUACCGACUCCGCAUGAAGGCGAUGAUUGUGCGCGAUUUCAAGCGCUUACAGCGCGCAUCGCUGGCCAUGCCUGACAUGGACAUAGACGUUCCGAUCUUGGCCGAGACGCUGCAGCUGGACACACUGUCUACCACACAGAUCCAGAACGCGUCGCUCGCACUAGAGUAG